This is a messenger RNA of Guillardia theta CCMP2712, 567 nucleotides long. RefSeq lists its product as hypothetical. The annotation marks the transcript as partial. The transcript has 3 exons. Gene Ontology annotation, cellular component: membrane. Lineage: Eukaryota; Cryptophyceae; Pyrenomonadales; Geminigeraceae. The record is from RefSeq and is a predicted model, not a curated record.
GCCUCAGACUUGCACGACAACGUGAACUUGAUCGCGCUCUUCCUGCUCGGGGGAGGAGCGAUCGCUGCUCUGGCGCUGCAGGACCGCAACAUGCAUGACCUGCUCACAGUGUCCGGCUUCGUGUACAUCCUCCUCGACUCGGUCUGGAUCUUCUCCCAGCCCAAGAUCGUGAAGAGCCCGGGGAUGGUGGGAUCGCAUCAUAUCGCCACGCUCCUGGUCCUCCUCGAUCCCCUGCUGCAGCCGAAGCAUCGGGUCUACACGUCUGCAUGCCUACUGGUAGAGAUCAACACGCUGCUGCUGCUGCUGAGGAGGAGGGUGUCAUACUCUGCGAUCGUCGAAGUUCCCUUCAUCUUGACCUGGGUGCUCCUGCGGAACAUCUGGUACCCGCUCCUCAUGUUCUACUUCUUUCUCUGCUUUUCUCCGAGCACAUUCAUCCCCCUCCUCCCCUCGUCGCUCUCCUGGGUGAUCGAGAUGAGGACGAAGAUCGAGCUCCGUAAUCCCGUUCCCAUGAUGGGCGUCUCGCUCCUCUCCUGGGCCAUGGUAUGCAUAUUUCAGUUCUACUGGACA